CCACACCUGCUACUGCUAGACAGUACUCAUGAUGACUCCUGCUACUGUGAAUAUCGCUUGCAAGUGCUCUACGUGUCUCAGAUGCCUUCUCAUGACUCCCAAAACUCAGCUUCCUCCAUGAACAACUCGCUGCUAUAGGCAAACGCUGGUUCCUUGAGGAAAUGCUCGAGCAUGCGCACCAUGACUGAGUCCAGCAUCAGGCCUUGCCUGCAAGAGUACAAGAUGAGGUCGCUCAUCGCUCUCUCCAGGCCAUCAGAAUGUCAUCAGCUAUGUACGAUACGUUGACCAUGCCUUCCGCCAUGUACGAUACACUGGCCACCACUCCCGACCUCACGACGCUCCCUUCCAUCUUCAACUAUACGCCAAACCGUCCACCCACGCCGUUCCCUUUCUAUGCGCCCAUCUGUUUCGAGAUGAGCAGCAUCCUUCCUCGUCCUACAAGCGCUCCAGCCCAGGCACGAAAGUCCCGUUCCGCUUCUAUCUCUUCGGCCUUCUUCACAUCGCGCUCCCAGCUCUCCACCCCAGACACACCCGUGGAGCCUCCCGUCGUUCAGGAACCCAUGCCCGUUCCUUUGCCUCACGCUCGUCCUUCUGUUCGCUUCCUGGAAAGUGCAGCAGCUCGACCAGUCGCUCCUCCUCCGGCCGAGGACUUUCUGACACUCCUCGAAAAGGCCGCUCGCAACUCAGUCGUGUACAAGAAGCAUGAAGAGUCACUGAAGCGGCAUGGCUUCUUUGCUCGAGAACCUCGUCAUCGUUCACCCACCAGACUCACCCAAAAGGAUGGCACCCAGCGUCCUCCAAGCCCAUUUCCCUUCGCCAACGCCGCUCAAGCGCUCGCCGAGCCUAUUCCCCCAUUGUCGCUCGACGCUCAGGCAAAACCUGGUCGCAUGGGUCUGGGCAUCAAUCUCUGCUUUGGCUUUGGUGUCGAGACGCCUCGUCGCUAUCAGACAUUUGAGGAGGAGGAAGAUACCUUCUUCAACUUCUUCAAGGAUACACACGAUUGCGUCGAGGAACCACGUUGGCCAGGUGAACCGAAACGACUUGCAAAGCCAUAUAUCUUUGUCUCGUCCAUCUUUGACAAUGUCCCUUUGCCAGUUGUGCGGAAGCGUUUGACGGGCACUGCGAGCGACUAUCCCAUUCAGGGUGAGUUGUAUGACUUUGUGGCAAAGGGCACAGAGAGUGAUGAAGGCUCGUGGGAUAUGCUCGAGGAUGAAUCGCCAGAGAGGGAUCCAGCAACACUGCCAAGGCUUGGGUGCGACUUGGACGCAGGCUGGGUCGAGGUGAGUAACUCAUUGCCAGACCUCAAGUGACGAUGCCACAAUACUGUUCUUUCUUAUCGUUUGUAUACCUAGCAUUAUUAAUCAUUGUAC
Messenger RNA from Protomyces lactucae-debilis, 1370 nucleotides. RefSeq lists its product as uncharacterized. Lineage: Eukaryota; Fungi; Ascomycota; Taphrinomycetes; Taphrinales; Protomycetaceae. The record is from RefSeq and is a predicted model, not a curated record. The transcript has a single exon. Bases 258 to 1310 code for a protein of 350 amino acids.